UGGAGCGAGGAUGGCAACAGCAGCAGCGGGCGAGUACCACAAGAAGCGCAAGCGCGGCAAGAACUGGAGCAACCAGGAGGCGAUCCUCCUAAUCGAGGCCAAGGACGCCACCAGCCGCGAAGGUAUGGGCGCCUCGGCCAAGUGGCAAGCCGUGGCGGAUCACCUCGAGAGCCAGGGCGUGCUGCGCGACGUGGAGCAGUGCCGCAGCAAAUGGGAGAACAUGCUGGGCGACUACCGCUCCAUCCUGGAGCACGAGAGGCGCGGCUCCUCCUCCUACUUCGCGCUCACCAAGGAGCAAAAGAAGGACCUCCGGCUGCCCGCCAAGUUCUCGCAGGAUAUGUUCCAGCUGCUCCAGCGCACCGUGACGCGCGGCGAGGCGGACAUGGACGCUCUCCCCGUCGUCAAUGCCGCGGCUCCUUUCGUCCCCGGGGAUAGCUUCUCCAGCGAGGAGGUGCCGGGGCCGGGAGAGACGCCAUCGCUCCUCCAGUUCCGCGAGGUUGGAUCAUCCGGGACUGGUGCUACUGCUACUGCUACUGCCGAUCCCAAUCCUCCAGCUCCUCAUGCUGCUACUCCGAAUGCUGCUGCUGCUACUGCGACCACCAAGAGGAAGCUUAGAUCGAUCGCUGCGGAGCCGGGGAGUGGAUCGUUUGAGCUGGUUGCCAAGGCCAUCUCCGAGUCCCAGGAGAAGAUCCUGGCGUUUUUGCAAGAGCGGGAGGAGAGGAGGAUAGAGAUCGAGGAGAGGAAGCUGUCGAGGAUGGACGAGCUGUUUGAGCUGCUCAGCAACAUGGCUCACACCUGGAAGACGCUGAGCGAACGGAUGCUUGUCAACAGCUCGAGAUGAGCGUCGAGUCUUCUUCUAUUUUUUGUUCCCAGUGCCGACACCACUGCAGUAAGUUAUGUAGGUCUCUAACAUACAGAAUUUUGUCUCCUUUGUCCUCUCACAAACAGUGUUGUGUCACUCCCCCACAGCAAAGUUUUACGUAAAUUUCACACCAAAAAACUUAAGAAAUUCAUGUGGAAGUUUUUAUGGAGAAGAAAAUCUGUCGAUCUGAUUUAUUUACAAAAGCUUUUAAGACUUUCCACCAAA
Messenger RNA from Selaginella moellendorffii, 1087 nucleotides. Its product is annotated as trihelix transcription factor ASR3. Lineage: Eukaryota; Viridiplantae; Streptophyta; Lycopodiopsida; Selaginellales; Selaginellaceae. The coding region runs from base 11 to 841 and encodes 276 amino acids. The record is from RefSeq and is a predicted model, not a curated record. The transcript has a single exon.